Lutzomyia longipalpis is the source of this 4068-nucleotide messenger RNA. RefSeq names its product flotillin-1 (gene Flo1). Lineage: Eukaryota; Metazoa; Arthropoda; Insecta; Diptera; Psychodidae. Gene Ontology annotation, cellular component: plasma membrane. Bases 113 to 1489 code for a protein of 458 amino acids. The record is from RefSeq and is a predicted model, not a curated record. Gene Ontology annotation, biological process: positive regulation of endocytosis; positive regulation of cell junction assembly; regulation of receptor internalization. The transcript has 7 exons.
AUACGACAUUCGCUAAUAUAAACAGCGAAAUUUUAUUGUUUUUGCGUGAAGAGGUGUUGCUCUUCUAUUUUUUCGUGAAAAUCGUGGUGAAAAAUCAGUGAAAAGAGCAAAAAUGACGUGGGGUUUUGUCACUUGUGGUCCCAAUGAGGCUCUCGUGGUAUCAGGAUGCUGCUACAUGAAGCCGCUGCUGGUGCCAGGAGGUCGAGCUUUUGUCUGGCCAUCUGUUCAGCGGGUUCAGAGAAUUUCUCUCAACACGAUGACUCUCCAGGUUGAGAGUCCCUGCGUGUAUACGAGUCAGGGUGUCCCAAUUUCGGUGACUGGUAUUGCCCAGGUGAAGAUUCAGGGACAAAAUGAGGACAUGCUGCUAACUGCUUGCGAGCAGUUCCUCGGGAAGCCUGAGUCUGAAAUUCAGCACAUUGCUCUUGUAACACUCGAGGGUCAUCAGAGAGCCAUAAUGGGUUCGAUGACUGUCGAGGAGAUUUACAAGGAUAGGAAGAAGUUCAGCAAGCAGGUGUUCGAGGUGGCAUCGUCGGAUCUCGUGAAUAUGGGCAUUACUGUCGUUUCCUACACCCUGAAGGAUAUCCGUGACGAAGAGGGAUACCUGCGUAGUCUGGGAAUGGCUAGGACAGCUGAAGUUAAGAGAGAUGCCCGAAUUGGUGAAGCUGAAGCACGUUGCGAUGCCCAAAUUAAGGAGGCAAUUGCUGAAGAACAAAGAAUGGCAUCACGCUUCCUCAAUGAUACGGACAUUGCAAAGGCUCAGCGUGAUUUUGAGCUAAAGAAGGCAGCCUAUGAUGUUGAGGUGCAAACCAAAAAGGCCGAAGCUGAGCUCGCGUAUGAGCUUCAAGCGGCUAAAACAAAGCAACGCAUAAAGGAGGAACAGAUGCAAAUUAAGGUGGUUGAACGUACGCAGGAGAUCCUUGUGCAGGAUCAGGAGAUGCAGCGUCGUGAGAAGGAGCUGGAGGCAACUGUACGACGUCCAGCUGAGGCGGAAAAGUAUCGCCUUGAGAAAUUGGCCGAAGCCAAUAAGAAUCGUGUUAUUCUCGAGGCUGAAGCUGAAUCCGAAUCCAUUCGCAUUCGUGGUGAGGCUGAAUCAUUUGCUAUUGCUGCCAAAGCUAAGGCUGAAGCUGAACAGAUGGCCAAGAAAGCCGAAGCAUGGCGUGAAUAUCGUGAAGCUGCAAUGGUUGAUAUGCUUUUGGAUACUCUACCAAAGGUUGCUGCCGAAGUUGCUGCUCCAUUGUCACAGGCUAAGAAGAUAACAAUGGUAUCCAGUGGUGGUGGUGAAAUUGGUGCAGCCAAACUAACGGGCGAAGUUCUUGACAUUGUCAACCGAGUGCCAGAACUGGUGAAGAAUCUAACUGGCGUCGAUAUUGCUCGUGUAAGUCAAAAAUACGAUAGUUCUAGGCACACAUUCCUCGAUUCAAGCAAUAAUAUCCUCAUGGAUAGUCACCACAAAAAGGUGACAGGAGAUACCAAGAAGGCAGUCAAAUAGAUCUUGAAACAUUGAUAGGUAAAAAAAAAGAAACCAAAACCAAAUUCUUCUUCUCUUCCAGUCCAUGCAUUCCGGCUAAAAAAAAUCUGCUCGGAUUCCCAUUUUUAUUUCUCUGUGAAGAGCAGUGUGUUAAAAAAAAAUGAGAAAAAAAUUUACAGAGAAGAAGGUAUUUUUAUUCUUCUAUUUGCCAUCCAAUAUAAUUCUUGAUAAUUAAUAUUUUUAAAUAUUUUUGUGGCUUUUCUCUACUACUUCUAAAAUUGGUGAAGUGUUUUCUAUUACUGUAUGUUUAAAAAAAACUAACACUGUUGCCUAUUUACGAUAUACUUUGAAACAUUUAGGGAGGUUUAUUUGCAUUAUUAAGAACUUUCCUAUUAACGGAAUUUGACUACAUUUAGGCGCAUUUGUGUGUAAUUGAAGAUAAAUCUUGAAAAUUCAGGAAAUUAAGGGUUUUGUUUUAUUAUUUAGAAAGUUAAAAUAAUUUAUUUCAUGCAUAAGACAUGUUGAUCAGAAGAUUAAUUAUGUCAAACGGUAAACAAUAGUCGUUAAAUAUUUUAAACGUUUGAAAGGCAACAUCAAACUUUAAAACAAAAAUAUCUAACCUGAUCAAAGAAACUUUGUGAAGAAUUUUCAAAAGUUUGAAAAGAAACAUCUAACGUUGAAAGAGGAAUAAAAACGUUAAAAAAGAACCUUCAUAAAACGUUUGAAAAAAUUUAAAACGUUUUAAAAGAAACGUCAAAUUUUAUAAACGAUAAGAAGAAUCGUCAAACAAUUAAAAGAAACUAAAACGUUUUAAAAGAAACAUCAAACAUUAGAAGAAAAAUGUCAAACGUUAAAAAAAGAGUCCUUAGGGAGUUAUCACACUACAGCAUUAAAGGCUUACAUUAAAUUCUGAGCAAAUAGCUCAGAAAACUGAAGUAGGACAGAAUGAGUGAUGUUGUCUCUCUCUUACUCAUGGAGAGGAUAGAAAAUCAAACACCCCAUAAAAAAUUAAGAUGCCGAAUUUCUGCAGAAGUCCGCAUGAAAAAUCUUCAGUUCCGAGGAAAUUCUUAUGCUGGGUUCUUUAAAAAAAAUCAGAGAAUAUGUAAUACAUACGUACAUUAUGUGCAUUUUAUGUAUGUAAAAUCGAAAAUCCCCUAAAUGCUACAAACAUAGAUCAAACUUGUCAUCAAUCGCGACAUUUAAUGUAAAUCGAUGGUUACAAAAUAUACUAUGUUCGUCCCAUACAAAAUGUAUAGGACUUAGCGUAGUACAAUUUCGAACCGACAAAAUGUAAACAUUGAAAUGUCAUUUUCAAAAAUAAUGUGAAAAUUUUAUGCCAGAAUAUUCUUGUUCUACUGGCGAGAAUUCAUUUUAUCCCCAAAUAGAUCUCCAAUUUGGGGAGAAAUGUAGUAUUUUUGAGUUUCUACACUUCAUUUCCAAGUGCUUACUUCCUAUCCCCCCCUUGAGUAAGAGAGAGACGACAAUGUGGUGAAAUCAUUCUGUCCUACUUCAGUUUUCUGAGCCAUUUGCUCAGAAUUUAAUGUAAGCCUUUAAUGCUGUAGUGUGAUAACCCCGUUAAGCUUUUUAAUUAAACUUUAAUCAUUUGAAUAAGGAGAAACAUUAAAAAAUAAAUAACGAAAAUAAACGUCAUACGUUAGAAAACAAACAUCAAACGUUUAAAAAUCACGUUUAACGUUGAAAGUUAUUGUAGAAUGUUUAAGAAAAAUACCUACUUCAAAUGUUAGAUAAAAGUCGUGCAAAAGCCUAACACACUCUUUAACGAAUUUUAUAUGUCAAAAAAAAAAACGUCAAACGUUUGAAAUUAACGUUAAAAUUUCUAAUUUGAAUUUACUUUUCGUUUCGCUUUAUAAAAAAUUCGUUUUUUUUUUAAUUUCUUCAUUUGAAAUUCGUUUCUACAAAAAAAAGAAACAUUCUUGAGUAGAUUUCUGCCUACGUCUCUGAAGGAUUAAUCCCUAAAAUUGAAUCUUCAAUUACACACAGAGUGAUUCUCUUUGAAAAUUAUCGGAAAUCGCCUAAAAGUAUGCAAAAUUGAAAUAAAUUGACCAAUUAAAAAUGGACCUUCUUCAGUGGAUCAAAUUAAUCGUGGCAAUAUUUUGCAAAAUAAAAUAAAGUAAAAAAAAAACUAAAACAGGAGAAAAUGUAAAAUUAAUUGUUGCUCUGUUGGUGUUUGUGCACACUUUUUUUUAUUUAAAAAAAUAACUAAAUUUUCCAAUUAAAUAUUGCUUCAUUAACACAACAUAAUGCAUUGUAUUUUUGCUCACGAAACCAUCUUACUUUUGCUCCAAUUCUAAUUACAUAAAUUUAAUGGCUAAAAAAAUGUUUUGUACGUAACACUUUUAUCCCUCUUUAUCACCUCUCUGGUGCUUGGCAAACAUCCCGCAUUGUUUUUUUUUCAUGAUUAUACUUCAACUCAUUCAUUUUCUUCACAAUUUUUUUUUUAAAAAUUCAUUUUAGUCCAAACAACCCAUAUUCAAACAACUUGAUGUUCGUUCAUGAGGGAUUAUUAAGAAGUAAAUAAUGAUAUUUUUUGAAAGCAGAUGUUUUGGCGGAAAGGAAUAAAAAUUUAAUGAAAGAAAAAA